This is a messenger RNA of Talaromyces proteolyticus, 1686 nucleotides long. RefSeq names its product putative MFS monosaccharide transporter. Gene Ontology annotation, molecular function: carbohydrate:proton symporter activity. Gene Ontology annotation, biological process: carbohydrate transport; transmembrane transport. The record is from RefSeq and is a predicted model, not a curated record. The transcript is spliced from 7 exons. The coding region runs from base 1 to 1686 and encodes 561 amino acids. NCBI's taxonomy places the organism in Eukaryota, Fungi, Ascomycota, Eurotiomycetes, Eurotiales, Trichocomaceae. Gene Ontology annotation, cellular component: membrane.
AUGAGCGACAAAAUUAGCCGGUGGAAUGUCGUCCACCGAUUCGAGAAGCGGGCGCUUCUCAUCGCCAUCAACUGUGUCGCCGCCCUGUCGAUUCUGAUGUUCGGUUACGACCAGGGUCUGAUGAGCGGUGUGAAUAAUGCCAAGGACUACAUCGACCUGAUGGGGUUCGGGUAUACAAAGUAUGUCGACGGCACAUUGACACCGGUCGUCACCAAUACUCUGCUACAAGGAGGCAUUGUAUCUGUGUAUUAUCUGGGCACGCUGUUCGGUGCUUUGUUCGGAGGCUGGGUGGGAGACCGGAUUGGGAGAAUCAAGACAAUCGCGCUAGGGGCUGUUUGGGGGGUUUUUGGAGCCUCCUUGCAGACGUCUGCUCAGAACCACAAUUGGAUGAUUUGCGCUCGUGCCAUCAAUGGAAUCGGAACUGGAAUCCUCAAUGCCAUUAUCCCAGUAUGGGCCACAGAGACUAGUGAACACACAUCGCGUGGCCAAUUCAUUGCGAUUGAAUUCACAUUGAAUAUUUUCGGUGUCGUUAUUGCUUAUUGGAUGGAAUUUGGUCUAUCCUUCGUUGACGGGGGUAAAUCAGCGAUCCGAUGGCGGUUCCCGAUUGCCUUCCAGAUCAUCUUCCUCCUUGUCCUCUUCGCUGCCGUCUGGUUCUUCCCAGAAUCGCCGCGUUGGUUGGUCAAGAUGGGGCGAGAAGACGAAGCUCGAUAUAUCCUCGGCCGUCUACGUGGCGACUCUGAGGAGGACCGCGUCAGAGCAGAUUCCGAGUUUCGCGAUAUCCUGAAUAUCGCUGAACUGGAAAAGUCCAUUGCUCAUAACCACUCGUAUUUGGCUAUGCUGUUUGGAUACAAGUCGGGAAAACUGCAUCUUGGGCGCCGCGUUCAAUUAGUCAUCUGGCUACAGAUCAUGCAGGAAUGGGUCGGCAUUGCUGGUGUGACACCAUGUGAUUUUACCAUUCUAACAAGAUAUUCAGAUGCGCCGACUAUCUUUUCAAUCGCUGGUUUCAAUGCCGAAAAGAGCCAGUGGAUCAGUGGAUUAAAUAACGUGUUUUACAUGUUUGCAACGCUGAUCUGUGUUUUUACACUGGACCGGAUUGGCCGAAGAUGGACUCUUUAUUGGGGCUCAGUUGCACAAGGAAUUGCCAUGUUCCUUGCCGGCGGCUUCUCACGACUCGGUAUCAAUGCUACCGCAGCAGGAGACACCGUCAAGGCAUCACAAUACGGAGCCGCGGCAGCUUCCAUGGUGUUCAUUUUCACCUUCGUCUUCGGGGCGACAUGGCUGACUGUGCCCUGGCUGUACCCAGCUGAGAUCUUCCCUCUAGCCGUACGUGCUCGUGGAAAUGCAUGGGGUGUUGUUGGAUGGAGUAUUGGCAACGGCUGGUUGACCCUCCUCUGUCCAACGAUGUUCGGCAAAAUCGGCGAAAAGACUCUAUACAUAUUCGGCAUUGCCAACGUGAUCACCAUCCCAAUGGUCUGGGCACUGUACCCGGAAAGCAAUCAGCGCACGCUCGAAGACAUGGACCUGCUAUUCGCCGCCGACACGCCAUGGAACUGGGAUGCAGAAAGCACUUUUGCCAGAUUGAAGGCUGAGAAUCCGGAUCUGGUUGCUGCUGGCAGUCGCAAGAAUAGUGUUAUCGAUCCAGAGACGGGCAAGCCCACGCGAGGGGAGAUUUCGUUGACUCUGUAA